GAGACUGACUAGACAGGGAGACAAACCGACUCAACAAGACAAAAUGUUUUUGCAAAUCCUUUUGGUCGUCAGUCUGAUGCAGUAUGUCACAUCUCAAUGCACCGAUGCCUGGUGGGGGAUCAGCUUUGAUUCGCAAGGUCAAUCCAAAUGUAAUGAGAUCAACGCUUACAUCAUUGGACUGAACAGAUGGAAACACUAUUGGGACGAUCCUCUCGCUCACUUAGAAGGUGUUGAAUGUUGUCAACCAAUCGCUCCUUGGAAUAACGUUGAACAGCAGGUAGUCUACGAUGACUGGACUUAUGCACUAGACAAUGAUUACUCCUGGGCUUUCUGUCGUGUAGGCUACUUCCUUCAAGGCUUGUACAGGUCAAAUCAGGCAUUUCCACCAUAUAAGGGCUAUCUUUUCAACAUCGAGCACGCACGAUGCACCAAACCAGCCACUCACCCAUUGAAUUAUGGGUCAUGUCAAGAUAUUGACAUAAGUUAUUGUAUGACUCAACAGGGUAAAUGUUUCUGUCCGGCUGGAUCUUUUCUGACAGGAAUAUACCGAGCUGACGGAGAUGACCUUUACUUUUUGAAAAAAAUUCGAUGCUGUACAGUAGCAUCCAACGCGUUGGUCAUGGACGAGAAGAGUAAAAUACAGACACGCAUCAUGGACACGACAUUGUGGAAUAUGGCUACCUUAGCACAUUACUUGGGUUAUGGCUGGUGCUAUGGCUGCCACGGGAUGGCCGUUGGUGAAGAUUUUAACAGAAAUGGGGACACAUGGGCAGCUGAUACAAGUUCCUUCUGGGGCUCAUGGUGCGAGGGAGAUAAAAAUGGUGAAAGACUCAACUUGGUUUUUGGAGAUUGGGGAUUUGCUGUCAAGGAAAUUAUUUAUGGAGAAAGUGUCAUAGAGGAUCUUCAAGCUGAAACUGUAGACUCUGGAGUACUUUACAAUAGAGCAUCGUCCCCUGUUACUGAAUCCAUUAGUAGAUCAAAGACAAUUCAAGAAACUAUUACACAUUCUACCACUAGUACUUUUUCCAACAGUCACGAACUUGGAAUAGAACUUGAAUUUGAUGCUAAGACUGUCAAGGGGAAGUUUUCUUAUAAGACGAAAUUUGAAUAUUCAACUUCAACUACUAAUUCAAAGAGUGUCUCUGAAACUGAAGGCUUUAUUAAACAAUCUUCUAUCACGCUUGGACCAAUGGAAGGAGCUAAAUACGAGGUAAUCUUGAGUAAAAGUAGAACAACUGUACCGUACACUGCAAUCAUUGUGACCAAGUUUUCUACAGAAAUGAGAGGAUUCUUGCGCUGGGAAGACGGUAAUGGUAACUUCCAUCAACAACAUAGAACUAACAGCGGCAGACCCACCUACAAUUAUCGGUUUGGAAACGCCAACAAUCCAUUUUACAAAGAUCUUAAGAAACAAAGUGAUAACAACGAAGGAGUCUGGAUGUGGGGAAUGUUAUUUCAGAAGUUUCCAGAUGCACGUCGAGUCAUCAACAGACUUACUGAUGAAACUCAAUAUCAAUUUACUUUAACUGGGAAACUUGAAAAAGUUGAAGGCACAAAUAUUAAUGUAAAGUGGGAUAAAAUUAAACUCAAUCGCCGUGAUGUCUCUGUGAAUGAUACACCUGGAAGAAAUAUUACAACUUACAUUGCUGCUUCAGGUCCUGCUGAUAAACCAGCUGUCGUUGAGUACCCCGAGGUUAAUUUAAAUAACCAGGAGUCAUUUAUACCUAUUCAGAUUCCUGUCACAGGAGAAGUCUAGAACUCUAAAUAUUCUGAACCUGUAUUGUAUUUGUAUGCAUUAUGAUCAAUUUUAAUUUGCGAAUAAAACUUGAUUAAUUGCAAACUUAUAUAGAAAUUUCUAAAUUACCUUUUUUUAGUGAUAUCCCUUUAGAAUAAAAAACCCAUAACAUGUGCAUUUUCAUUUGAUUGUCUUUGAAAUAAGAAACAGUCUC
This is a messenger RNA of Biomphalaria glabrata, 1949 nucleotides long. RefSeq lists its product as uncharacterized. The record is from RefSeq and is a predicted model, not a curated record. The coding region runs from base 44 to 1756 and encodes 570 amino acids. NCBI's taxonomy places the organism in Eukaryota, Metazoa, Mollusca, Gastropoda, Planorbidae. The transcript is spliced from 2 exons. Gene Ontology annotation, cellular component: extracellular region.